AGGUAACCGAAACAUGCUAAUUUGGAGGUCAAGAUCGCUCAUUUUUGUGCGUCCGGUUUUCAGCCAGUGUGAAUGAGUUCCACUCCAUGGGUUUAUCAUAUUGAGGAUAUAGUUCGAUUCGUUUUUACGCGGACUGGUAAUUGCUGGCCGAUCAAUUCUCAGUCGACAACCAACUUUAGCUCCGCUUACGUCUCUAUUAUCUCUCCCUUCAACUUGAUUGUUCCUACCUAUUUUCCGCACUUGGGCUUGGUCGUAGUUUUUACCCUGGGGUCCACUUGUGGCCAUCGCGGUUACCUUCUUCUUCGACUUGGCCUGCAUGUCACGUCGUGUGGCGUCCGUGCGACCGACUGUGUUCCGUUUUGGGGAUCAGUUCUGUGUUCUAAACCAAAUGUAUGCAUUAGUAUGCCCCACCGUGGUGCCGCUAGUUCUUGAUCUCUUUGAGCUUUGCCAUGCCGCUGUCAUAGAUGAUUGAUAUGUCUGGUCCACUUGUCCUUUCCGACCAUUAUCUCAUAAAUAACUUUAUCCCUCUUUCCACUAACUGUUCCGCUAACCCAUCUUUCCGGGGUCUGGAAGUUUCGUGCAUACACCAAGUCGCCAAGCUUGAACGUGCGAAGCCUGUUUUCCUGCCCUCUUCUCGGUUGUCCGUUGCGUUUUUCAACAUUUCUGGGAAUCAGGCUAUCAAAUGUCGUUCUAACUUUUCGUCCAAAUAGACAUUCAGAAGGAGAUUUACCCUCCGGUGUGUUUGGAUUCGGAGCGUUUCGAUACAUUCUCAAAAACGGCUGAAUUGCAUCGCGU
This is a messenger RNA of Dicrocoelium dendriticum, 795 nucleotides long. NCBI's taxonomy places the organism in Eukaryota, Metazoa, Platyhelminthes, Trematoda, Plagiorchiida, Dicrocoeliidae. The record is from the annotation of a GenBank genome assembly.